AUGGAGUUCAAAAUUCUAAUAACACUUUUUGCGGUUUUGAUAAUAAUCAGUGUUGAAGGCAAGAAAACUGGAAGAAGUCGUAGUUCCGGCUCAGGUCGUGGCUCAAGUAGGAAAACUAAUUACAACCCUCAACCGGCUCCAACAUCGUUCAGUUAUUCACAACCAUCCGCACAGAAACCUUCACUCUCUGGUUGGCAAGAACAGCCGGCCCAGAAAACGAAACCAACGAAUACUCAUUCAUAUCCUUCUAGUGGCACAGGCUUAUCAGGCAACAAACCUAAACAAACACAAACCAAUCAAGAAAGUAUACAGCGAAGUAGCGCUUCUAAUAAUUUAGCAACGCAACAAGGUCAUACCAAUAAUCAACCGAGUCAUGCGUACCCAUCUUCGACUGGAUUAUCGGGAAGUCCAGGCAACCAAGCAGGAUAUCCACAAUCACCAGGAUCUAGUUUGUCUGGUAGUGGUCAACCCGGUAAUAUUCAACAACAUUCUGGAAGUAGCUAUCCUCAACAAAUGGGUGGUAGAGCUCCACAAGCACCUCCACCCUAUUCUGAGUACAGGCCUGGUGACAACAAUCGUCAGUACCAAGGACAAAAUAAUUAUGGAAACAACUAUAAUCACCCUCAAGGCCCUCCACCUGCCUACUCCAAUGUUGGCAAUUACGGCGGUUAUGGUGGGCAUGGCUAUAACGCUGGUUAUGGUCAACAAAUGCCCGGUUACUUUGGAAACUAUGGCAAAGGAAACGGGGGAGUCAGUCGAGCUGGAAGUGCUCUUACAGGUGUCGGUAUAGCAGGUGCCGGUAUAGGGACAGUUUUAACAGGUUUAGCUUUGUGGAACUUAGCACGAUCUACCGGCCAUAAUCAUCACACCGUCAUUUAUGAUAAUAGAGGGCAGCCGGUUGCAGUUGCACCAGCUAACGAUACCACUGUAACCACUGACUCUUUUUUAGCUGAUCUUGUCAAUUGUAGUUUGACUAUUAGUAACGACAUUAAAACUGAAGUUGUUGCAAUUCCAUGUGCAAUUGCUACUUCUUUCACACCUGAAUCGGACAUAAAAGAUACCAGUAUUAAUAAGAAUACAAAUGACACGACCAAAUGCACCGUUACGGUCCUUACAAAAACUGGUAAGGAAUAUAUGACUACGAUUCCAUGUUCAAUUCUAUUAAACAGUGCAGCUGAAAACAAUGUCACAGAGCCUCCUAUUAUUGAGAAUGCACAAAGUGAUCUGAGUAACAGUACAAAUGAAGCUGCCCAAGUAACUGAUGUCAUUGGAAAUAGUACUGUAUUAAAUGAACCAACGGCUCUCAAGCUUACUGGUACAGACAACGUUACAUAUUCAAAUUUAAAUUGCACGCCUGUUGCGGAAGAAACUAGAGACCCGAUUAAUCCUUGUUACUCUAUAAAUCAUACUUUAACUGUUAUUCCGUUAGCACCAACCAAUGUACCAGACUAA
This is a messenger RNA of Arctia plantaginis, 1452 nucleotides long. The record is from the annotation of a GenBank genome assembly. NCBI's taxonomy places the organism in Eukaryota, Metazoa, Arthropoda, Insecta, Lepidoptera, Erebidae.